Messenger RNA from Polychytrium aggregatum, 1780 nucleotides. RefSeq lists its product as uncharacterized. Gene Ontology annotation, molecular function: hydrolase activity, hydrolyzing O-glycosyl compounds. The coding region runs from base 1 to 1602 and encodes 533 amino acids. The record is from RefSeq and is a predicted model, not a curated record. The transcript has 3 exons. Gene Ontology annotation, biological process: carbohydrate metabolic process. Lineage: Eukaryota; Fungi; Chytridiomycota; Chytridiomycetes; Polychytriales.
AUGAAGGUCCUCUCUGCCGCCGUUUUGUUGGCCUCCUCCAUCGCCGUCGCCGCCGCCGCUGCUAGCCAGAAGGUCGUUGGCGGUUACCUCCUCCUGAACCCCACCGAUGGCCCUGCCAAGCUCAAGGCUCUGGCCGACAACGCCGCCACUAUCCCUGUCAACCGCAUCUUCCUGUCCUUCCUCCGUCCCGAUAUGAUCUACGAGUCUGGAAGCAACACCCUCGCCACUGCUGGUCUUGGCUACGGAACUUCUGGUGACUAUGGUUUCGCUGAUCUCAAGGCCCAGAUUGCCAAGCUCAAGGCUGGCGGCGUUGAGGUCUUUGUCUCCGUUGGUGGCUGGAACUACAACUGCUUCCCCUACGCCUACGCCACCUACUCUGUCGGCGGCUACGGCACCUCGACCCCCAACUACUGGAAGAUUGCCCAGUUCGGCAGCCUCAGCAACUGCAACGAGAGCAACCAGUACUGCUACGUCUGCGAGCCCAAGUCUGAGAACACCUCGCUCUCUGACUUUACCAUCUUCCCCGAGCCCGCCAAGUCGGCCACCUGGAAGUCGGCCCAGAGCUACAUUGCUGCCAACGCCAAGGGCGGUGCUCCCCAGUGGCACCCCGAGCUCAUUGGUGGCGCCAAGUGGACCGACAAGGGCAACACCGUCACCGUCCCCGGUGAUGGCACCUGGUCCACCAAGGGCCGUGAUCCCUACCAGGAUCUCGUCUACCUCGCCAAGGAUCUUGGCCUGGACGGUGUCGACAUUGACUACGAGGAGAUGUGGCACGCUGAUACCUUCAAGACCGGCUCGGGCCCCUACAACCUGCCCCAGACUGUCUACAAGUACACUGCCAUCGCCAAGGACGUCAUCCUGAACAUCCAGUCCAUCUACCCCACCCUCAAGCUCUCCACCGCUGCCUCUGCUGCCGGUGGCCUCAGCACCAACUGGUGGGGCGGUAACCUCAAGGGUGUCUGGUACUACGCCUCCCAGUGGUACCCCGAUGUCAUCAACUUCAUGACCACUGGCAACAACGCCGGUGGCCUCAACAUCAUGACCUACGAUCUCUCGGACAACAACCAGUUCCACGAGUGCCCCGCUGGCGACAACACCCCCUGUGACCUCCAGGACCAGGUUGCCUUCUACAUGAGCGGCUACACCCAGAACAAGAUCCCUGCCUAUGUCGGCUACGAGAUCGGCACCCCCGCCUACCCCGACCCCGUUCAGGACCCCACUCACCAGGUUCCCCUGACCCAGGCCCGCCUCAGCGCCAUCCUCUCCAACACCCAGCCCCAGUACAACGGCGGCUUCUUCUGGGAGCUGUACAAGCCCGAGGGCAAGGGUGACAUUGAUGCCACCACUUCUGCCCAGCAGAUCUGCAAGGCCGUUCUUGGUGCCAGCACCGCUCGCUGCUCCGGCGUCAUUCCUCCCGCUAGCGGACCCGUCGUCACCUCCACCAAGGCCCCUGCCACCUCCACCAAGAAGACCACCACCACCACUACCACCACCAAGGCUCCCGCCACCUCCACCAAGAAGACCACCAAGAAGACUACCAAGAAGACUACCAAGAAGACCACCAAGAAGGCCAAGACCACCAAGGCCCCCAAGACCAAGUAGGGCGCUGUCGAGGAGUCUGCUUAAACGGCUUGUCACCGUCGUGUCUCCCUCCACCUUAUAAAUCUCUAUAAUCACUAUACGACCUUUGACUUCAUUCUGGCCCGCUAAAUCCGGUGUAUAUUGGCCAUGCUGCCAGCGCCGCAGGAGUGUAUUUGGCGGCCCAAUGUUUAAUUGCACA